Gastrolobium bilobum is the source of this 939-nucleotide messenger RNA. RefSeq lists its product as uncharacterized. Bases 1 to 939 code for a protein of 312 amino acids. The transcript has 2 exons. The record is from RefSeq and is a predicted model, not a curated record. Lineage: Eukaryota; Viridiplantae; Streptophyta; Magnoliopsida; Fabales; Fabaceae.
AUGGUGAUGGCAUGGAUCCAAAGAUCCAUAUCUGAAUCCAUAGUGAAAUCAAUCAUAUGGAUAGAACAUGCUCGCGACGCCUGGCUAGAUCUACAAGAACGAUUUUCCCAAGGUGAUGUGUUUCGAAUCUCAGAUUUGAUGGAAGAAACUUUUCGCUUGAAUCAAGGAGACAGAUCUGUUACUGAUUAUUACACACACCUCAAAACAGUAUGGGAUGAGUUAGACAACCUCAAACCUCUCCCUAAUUGUGUCUGUGUUGUUCCAUGUGUAUGUGGAGCAAUUGCUAGGAUGAGAGAGUAUCGUGAGCAAGAACAAGUUAUAAGGUUCUUGAGAAGGUUAAAUGAUCAAUUUGCAUCUGUAAGGUCUCAGAUCAUGUUAAUAAGUCCAUUACCUAAUAUCAACCGAUCCUUUUCACUCGUUUCUCAGCAAGAAAGGCAAUUCAAAUUGGACAAUCAUGUCACUGAUGCAAACCAGUCAUCAGUCUUCAAUGUCACAAAUCGGAGAGGAGGUCCUAGUUAUGGUGGAAGAUUUAAUGGAAGAGGACGAGGUCGAAACUUUGGUGGCAGAUCUCAGACUACUCGCAUAUGCACUCACUGUGGCAGAAACAACCACACAAUUGAGACAUGUUAUCAACUACAUGGAUUUCCACCAGGUUACCGCAAUAAUAAUAGGAUCUCCAAUACAAAUGCUGCAAGCACAGAUCCUCAGAAUUUCAAUCAAGAUGUUUCAGUUGCCUCGAAUUCAGAAUCUUACAUGCACAUGACCAGAAGUGAAUAUCAACAAUUGAUGGAGCUUUUACAAAAGUCUCCCUCCACUGGUCUUCUUAGUGCACCUGCAACAAAUCAUGUGAGCAACAUGGCCCAGGAUGAAUUUAUCAGAAUGAAAGAGAAAUAUAGUCAAGUCACUCCAGGAGAGGAUGCUAGCAAUGUAGGCGGUUAG